CACCAACAUGUGUAUUCCCCAUUGCAAUUAACAUUUUAUGACCCAUGCACAUCAGCAACAACACGUGUACUCCCUAACAUUUUACGUCUUCAGCGACAACAAUUACCUUGUACAUGAAUUUUAAUUUGUGUUGCACAAUCAACACAUACUGAAAGCUUAGCCUAGACUGGUAAAGAUCAUGCAUGUGGAUAUUAUAUAAUAUUGAUAUAUUAUCAUUCUUGCACACAAUGCAAUGUGCAUGCAUGUCAAAGAUGGCUAGUUGUGAAGAAUAUAAAAACAUCUUCCUUCAAGAUUUUAAGGCAUAUCAGAUCUUGGCUCUCACUGUUCCACAGAACUUGACUGUGUGGACUGAAAAAGACUUAGCAUGGAAUGUUAUCUUCUAUGUGUACAGUGCAGUACUAGCUGUAGCUUUCCUGGGUCUGGGAGUUGUGUCAACAUUGCUGCUCUUCAAGAAAAACUGUGUCAGACUACAAAGUAAAAUAUUUGUUACUGUAUAUACAUGCAUCGCUGUUCUCAGUUUCAGUCGUGCAUUAUGGUUGGCAUUAGAUCCAUUUGGACUAGUUGGAUUUAUCGCCACAUCGUUUCCUGGCUGGUUUAUCAUAUCGAGAAGUAUCGAGGCUCUUGGAUUCCCAAGUCUGAAUGCAAGCUACACACUGAUGAUUGUCGCCCUAUUAAAAAUCAACACAAAACCAGGAGUGCCGUGGCAUCACCAGUGGAAAAUCAUACUGCCCGUGGUGUUUGUCAUUUUUAUCAUUGUGAUUGUUACCGAGGUUAUUGCCAUGUCUGUACACUAUCAAGGUAUAAUAGCAAUCCUAGUCUGCGAAUUUCUUUUGGCAGUUGCAGGUGUAGUAGUUUGUGUGCUAUUCUUGUUCGCUGGAAAUCGAGUGCUACGAAAACUCAACCAAUCAGAGACAAAAUCAAUGCGUUUGUCAGAUGGAUCCUCAUCGACUUUAGAGCCCAACACUGCUGAACGUAAGCAGAUAUUUGCUAACAAAGAGUUGCAGCGACAUCAAGCUAAAACUAAACGAACCAAACAAAAAAUUGUGACUAUCACAUAUGCUACUGUUGUAUUUUCGAUCCUGUACUCUCUGAUAACAGCCGGAAGACCAGUUCUAACCGCACAUCUGUUUUUUGGUUCAUGCUUGGGAUAUCACGGACAGCAAGGUCCUUCUUCAGCUUGGUUGGUGCUGGAAAUCAGCCAGAGGGUGACUGAGGUAGUGCUAGCGUUGAUUCUACUCUACUCCAUUACUGAUAUUACAGUUGUAAAGACAAUCAUCUGUUUACGACGUCAGCAAACUAUAGACCCUUAGUGUAUAGACUUAUGUACGUGUACAUGUACAAUUACUCUAGGGUAACUGAGGUAGUGCUCUACUCUACUCCAUUACUGACAUUACAACAAUCUGUUUACGGACAUCGGCAAAGCUAUAGACAUUAUAGCUCAGUCUGUAUGUGCAUGCAUGGAUGUGUGUAACUCGCAUAAAAUCCUAUACGGCUAUAUAAUUAUACUUGCUACAUAAUUAUAUAUACACUAAUUAAUACGGACACCUGUAUAACAUUAUUUACAUGUCAAAGUAAAUGCUAGGUGCAUGGGUAAAGAUCAUUAACUCAAUUUCCUUUAACUGACAGAUGUGAGUGGAAUUGGCACAUGCACAUCUUAUGUUUAGUCUAUGAUAUUGGAAAGUUAAGAUAGUAUAUCUGCAUGUACAGCAAUAUAUUUAUGCUCACAUGAAUUUAGUCGAGUAUAGAUAUACAUUCAGUUAUAAGCUUGUAGACAAACUCACAAUGGUACUGUGCUUGCUGUUGCUGCUUUAGGAGGAGCCGGUGGACAGCAAUCAUUGCUCAGCUGCAAUUUUAAAGGGACCAUGCAUCUCAGCUGCUGGAAGAAACCACAGGAGGCACAGCUGUCUUCACAUGCACUGUGUUUGGUGCUACGUACUGAUCCGAGAACGCAGUCAUCCCGUCCUUGUCGGUAUCUCUUCAAUACAGAAUUUUCUGGAAUAUACAAGCACCUGGUCUUGACCUCUCUCUUUUGCAAGGAGACUUGCAAAUGAUAUUUUCAACUUCUGAUUUACUGCCACAAUUACGAAACAAAGGAGUGAUUAUUUCCACAAACUGCUUGAGUAGAAUCUUUUUUGAUGACUACAGACACCAGGCUGAAGAAAGAUUAGCCUCGGAGCCGGCUGAUUUUUGCUUGAAUGAACUGUCCUGUAGUGGUACUAUCGCCAUUCCGGUGAAUAGUGUUGCCAACAACACUAAAAUAACAUGUGGGGUAUAUUCAACUGAUUGCAGAGAAGACCCUUUCAACUUGGAGAAUGACGAGGUCUUUGUAAGUAAUGAGGGGAGACUGGUAGUUCGAGAUCUACUACUGGCAGUAUGACCCUCCAAGCAGAACCACGUAUAUCAUUGGAAGUGCAAUUGUGGUUGGUGCCGUCACUUUAACCCUUCAGCCACUGUGGCCUGACUCAACACGGGCUGGUGUGUGGUAUGCCAGUAUGGGCCUCUUCGGUGUGAUGGGGUUUCUUGUCCUCCUUAUCAUAGCGAGAUGGUUUGUAUUUGGAUUGGUGCAAGUGUUCACUGCUGGAAAGCUCCACUUUUGGGUUAUGCCUAAUCUGGACAAUGAAAAAUGUGGAUUUUUUGAAUCAUUCCAUCCCCUAUACUCCGUCGAGUGGAAAAAAAAAGAACCAAACAGAAAACGAUAAAGACACGCAAGAGGUCUCUGAUGACAAUAAAAAUAGAGGAACAGAAAUAGAACUGAAAGAGGCUUCUGAAGACUCUUAAGGCUAGUAUUUAUUUAUCAUUUUGAGACAUAAAAAUUAAUCAUCUUAGGCUAUGUUUAUAUCACCUAUUAUUUUUGUCUCGCUCUCAACAAUUGAUCGUAUUAACCUGUAUCUCAGUGCUGUGAUCAGUAUGUUAGUUGUCUGUG
This is a messenger RNA of Halichondria panicea, 2923 nucleotides long. RefSeq lists its product as uncharacterized. Lineage: Eukaryota; Metazoa; Porifera; Demospongiae; Suberitida; Halichondriidae. The transcript is spliced from 5 exons. The record is from RefSeq and is a predicted model, not a curated record. Bases 183 to 1310 code for a protein of 375 amino acids.